Sturnus vulgaris (Common starling) is the source of this 2076-nucleotide messenger RNA. The record is from RefSeq and is a predicted model, not a curated record. NCBI's taxonomy places the organism in Eukaryota, Metazoa, Chordata, Aves, Passeriformes, Sturnidae.
AUGCGUCGCCCGACCGGCUGCCCGCUGAGCCAGAUCUGCAUCCCCCCUCCCGCCGUGCUGGUGAGGAGCUUCCCGGUGAGAUCCAGCCUGGAUCCCUGCGGCACCACCGGCACCUUCCAGGGUCUCUCCCACCUCGGGAGCCCCUGCUGCUACCCCGGCACCACCACCUACGUCAACCUGGGCAGUCUGGGCUCGGCCCAGGCCGCCUGCGGGCUCGUGGCCUCCACGUGCGUCCCCUCGUGUAGCCAGGGGGUGGCCACGACGUGUGGGAACCCCCGGUGCUGCUGCUGCUGCCUCGUCACUGAGAGCCGCAGCACGAGCCAGGAGGUGGCCAAGGGCUGCACAGCCCCGUGCCAAGAUCCCUGCUGCCAGGAGGUCACCAAAUGUGCCACCACGUGCCAGGAUCCCUGCUGUAAGGAAGUGACCACCUGUGUCACCACGUGCCAAGAUCCGUGCUGCCAGGAGGUCACCAAGUGUGUCACCACGUGCCAGGAUCCCUGCUGUAAGGAAGUGACCACCUGUGUCACCACGUGCCAAGAUCCGUGUCGUCAAGAGGUCACCAAGUGCACCACAACGUGCCAGGAUCCGUGCUGCCAGGAGGUCACCAAGUGUGUCACCACGUGCCAGGAUCCGUGUCGUCCAGAGGUCACCAAGUGUGUCACCACAACGUGCCAAGAUCCGUGUUGUAAGGAGGCCACCAAAUGUGUCACCACAACGUGCCAGGAUCCCUGCUGUAAGGAAGUGACCACCUGUGUCACCACGUGCCAAGAUCCGUGUCGUAAGGAGGUCACCAAAUGUGUCACCACGUGCCAGGAUCCGUGUCGUCAAGAGGUCACCAAGUGUGUCACCACAACGUGCCAAGAUCCCUGUUGUAAGGAAGUGACCACCUGUGUCACCACAACGUGCCAGGAUCCGUGCUGCAAGGAGGUGACCAAAUGUGUCACCACGUGCCAAGAUCCGUGCUGCCAGGAUGUCACCAGGUGUGUCACCACGUGCCAGGAUCCGUGCUGCAAGGAGGUGACCACACGCACCACCUGUGUGGACCCGUGUUGUCAGGAUGUCACCAGGUGUGUCACCACAUGUGUGGACCCGUGCUGUCAGGAUGUCACCAAGUGUGUCACCACGUGUGUAGAUCCAUGUUGUCAGGAUGUCACCAGGUGUGUCACCACAUUUGUGGGCCCGUGUGGCAAGAAAGCCACCAGGGGCCUCACGCCGUGUUACGAUCCCUGCUGCAAGAAGGUGACCAAGUGGAGCAGCCCGUGCGUGAUCCCCUGGUUCAGGAAAGGGGCCAAGUCCAGCACCAGAUGUGCAGAUCCCUGCUCCAAGAAGGGCCACAAGCACAGCUCCAGAUGUGUGGACCCGUGCUACAAGAAGGUGUACAAGUGCUCCACCACGUGCCAAGAUCCGUGCUGUGUGGCCAGGUGUGACCCCAGGUGUGUCACCAGGUGUGCCACCAGGUGUGUGGAUCCGUGCUGCCAGGAGGUCACCAAGUGUGUCACCACGUGCCAGGAUCCGUGUCGUCAAGAGGUCACCAAGUGUGUCACCACGUGCCAGGAUCCCUGCUGUGUCACCAGGUGUGUUGAUCCUUGCUGCCAGGAGGUGACCAAAUGUGUCACCACAUGUGCGGAUCCCUGUUGUCAAGAGGUCACCAAAUGUGUCACCAGGUGCGUUGACCCCUGCUGCCAGGAUGUCACCAAGUGCGUCACCACGUGCCAGGACCCCUGCUGUGCCACCAGGUGUGUCACCAGAUGUGUUGAUCCUUGUUGCCAGGGGGUCGCCAAAUGUGUCACCACGUGCCAGGACCCCUGCUGCCAGGAUGUCACCAAAUGUGUCACCACCUGCCAAGAUCCUUGCUGUGCCACCAGAUGUGCCACCAGAUGUGUCGAUCCCUGCUGCCAGGGCGUGACCACGUGCCAGGACCCCUGCUGCCAGGACGUCACCAAAUGCUGCCGCGGCGGCGCCCAGGUUGUCACCAGGUGCGCCGACUCCUGCGCCACCACCUGCGUCACCCAGACCUGCCCCGUGUGCGGCCAGCGCUGCUCCGUGUCCUGCUCUCCCAAAUUCCGGGCUCCCUGA